AUGACUCGAAUUAUACCAAAUUUUAGUCAUUGGCCAAAAGUGGAUGAUCAAAUUGUUUUGGCUGCUGAAAUUGAAAUUGAUUCGGAUGUUAGUAUUGACUCAUAUGAAAGUGAUAAUGAUUUAAAAGAUGACGAAAUUCAACUUCUACCGCAAGUUCCAAGUAUUUUAGAUAAAUCUGAUGAUGAAACAUCUGUCAAAAUGCCAACUGCAAUAGACCCUAAUGAUAGCAUACCUGAAUCAAAAACUAAAUUUUUGAAUCCUAAUUCAAAAGAUACUAAAUCAAAUUAUCCACAUUACAUAUUAAAUGGGCUUUGCAAUGACUUUUCAUCAACUAUAAAUAUAUCAACAAAGAAUAUCGAGAAAUCAACAAAUGAGAGUGUUAUAUUAAAUUUCAUAAAAGGAGAUAUCUCUUGCUUAACGGAAUUAAAAGUAGACUAUAAGAGAAAACAAAAUCAUUCAUUAGAGGUGUUGAAAGGUGACAAACGAUUACAAAUAGUAGGUGAUGGUAGAGCAGCUAUCAUUGUGAGAAAAAGUGCCGAAGUAACAGUUUUAAAGGACUUUAGUUCUUACAUGUCUAAAGAUUAUGAAAGAUAUGACGGGGUUAUUUAUGAUUCACUGAUUAUGUACAGAUCAAGGAGUAUCUUUAAACAGAACUUCAAGUUUAUUCACAGAGUAGCAGUAGCAUUAAUCAAAAUUAAAACCAGACACGUUUUAAUGAUUUCGUUAUAUGCUCCAAAUUGCUAUUUUUAUCCAGACUAUAAUUUGAUCUUUUUUCAGGAUUUAGAAAUAUAUUUAAACGAUAUAAUAAAACAUGUCAAACAUACAAUUCCUGACAUUUCGAUUGUUAUUGCUGGAGAUUUUAAUUGCAUCACUAAAGAACUACACCUGGCUAUAACUACAUAUAAAUUAACAAAAAAUCAAAGUGACACGAUCAAUGUUUUAAAUUCGAUUGCUACAAAGCACGGUCUUCUCAAUUUGCUAGAUGAAAUAAGUCCAGACGGCCUUGUUAUUACCAAUCACAAUUCUAUCAAUUGUAGAAGCAUUGAUAAGAUCGUUCUUAGUCAAGACUUAUUUGAUUCAUGUAUUUUAGUUCAAUUGCACAACAAAGUUACGUUAGGAAGUCAUCAAUUUUUUGAUGCUUUAUUCUCAACAUCAGAAACAGGAAAUUUAUCCAUGUCAAAUUUAAAAUCCAUUCAAGUUGAAAACAGUGCAAAUGCAAAUUCCAUUGUAUUGAAAGCUACGAAUUGUUCCUGCUCUAAGCAUGCUGGAAAAUCAAUUGGUUCGGUACCAGCAUAUCUGACGAGAAAACUUGACAUUUUCGCAGACAUUCCAUUAUCAAUUCAAAACAAAGAGAUUAUUCCGGAUGGAGUGGAUUACUUAAUUAAGGAGCAAGUUAAAGUAUGUUAUUUCGAUUAUGAAAUUGAAGUAGACGACACAAAACCUGGUCAAUGGAAACUUAAGGGUGUCGAUGCAGAUUCAACAGAUUUAGAAAUGGAAGAGCAAGAAAUUGAUGUCGAGGAAGAAGAAGACGAGGAUUGGGGUACUGAUGAAGAAGAAGACGAGGAUUGGAGUUCUGAUGAAGAAGAAUUCGAAAAUUUGGAACGUUUCGAUAGUGAUCAAAAAUAUAGAAAAGUUAGAAUUUACAAAAAUUUAAAUCUAAAUUUGGUACAACUAUACCCUUUGCUUAGAUUGAAAUACGGAGACAAAACCUUCGAUCGCGCGAAGAAAUUUUCGGGAUUAAAACAAAGACCAUUUAAAAAGGGGAGUUUUGGUUUAACGGGUCCGUAUAUUCCUGCUAAUGUAGCAUACAAUCUAUCAUUAUUUUAUCGCAUACGUGGUAUUGACAAUUUGUUUGGUAAUACGAAAGUAGAUUUCGUUCACGGUACAGAACCCGAAGAAGAUACUCCAGCUGCUACUUUAGUCACAAAAUUCAACGACGAUGAAAAACUGUUGAAACUUUAUUAUAAUAAGAACGAUUAUGUCCAGAUUGAUGUUAAAAAUAAAAAAAUUGCUUUAGUGCGUUAUAUUUACUCCCUCGGGGUACAAGUAGAUGACAUUAGAAGAAGUAUAGGAAACAUUGGCUGUCCUACUGAAACGGUCGGAAAUACUAAAAUGAUUUCUUUAGAGUCUGCUUUACAAGUGGCAAACAAAGAACUUUACAGGCCCAGAUCUUUGGUUGCCAAAAAAAUUAAAGAAUUGUAUCCGAUAUUUGAACAAAAUUUAGAAGAGCUGAUUUUAAAAGUUAUUGAUUCUUAUGGUCAAGAUGCAACAAUAGACUGCACUAAAUUUUGCUUUAGUCAAGGUAUGCUAAUUUAUAAAGGAGAUAACUUUCUACUAGCAAGAAGUACUGAUGAUCUAAUUGGCAUCAAAAGCUUGAUGGGAUUGAACGGGGAAAUUAAUGAUUAUGAAUUUUCACGAUUUGAACCUAAUUAUGGCGAGGUUCCAAAAACUUUUAAGCAUUUUCUGGUAGUAUCAGAUGACGAAAAUAAAGGGUUGAUAUAUAUGAUAUCACUUCAAAAAGCCAAAGAGUUUAGUAAAAGAUUCAAUAUAUUGCAUUUAUGUGGCCCAAUAUUAUUCAACAAAAUCUGGGAACUAGAAGGAAUUAAGGAAAUAAUGAAAGAUAUUGAUUAUGAUCAUAACCCGAAUUUGGAUGCUAUAGAUCCUGAAAUUGACUACUUUACGGAUCCCAUUGGAGUUUUGGUGAUUAAUGGUAUCAAAAGAACUUUCCACGAAGAUUACAUUGAUCUUACAAGUUUACUAAAGAAGUGCUCCAUUUUAACUCCAAAGCAACAGUUUAUCAUUAGUGAGAAAGCCGCAACAAGUAAUGGUUAUGACAAGUUGGUGACCUUGACUGAAGCUAGAAAAAUAGCUAAUCACUUUAAAAUUGACAAUUCCAUUUUUCCUGCUUUGGCAAGUGGCCAAAGUUUUGAGCCAAUCAGAGAAGCUUAUACUGACUUAUUCAACGCUACGUAUCAGAAGUUGACGAAAUAG
Messenger RNA from Lodderomyces pseudojiufengensis, 2991 nucleotides. RefSeq lists its product as uncharacterized. The transcript has a single exon. NCBI's taxonomy places the organism in Eukaryota, Fungi, Ascomycota, Pichiomycetes, Serinales, Debaryomycetaceae. The record is from RefSeq and is a predicted model, not a curated record. Bases 1 to 2991 code for a protein of 996 amino acids.